Microthlaspi erraticum is the source of this 459-nucleotide messenger RNA. NCBI's taxonomy places the organism in Eukaryota, Viridiplantae, Streptophyta, Magnoliopsida, Brassicales, Brassicaceae. The record is from the annotation of a GenBank genome assembly.
AUGAUCUCAAAAUCAUGCUACAAUCGUAAAAUCAGUUUCAAUUCUCAUCAUCUUUUAACAAAUCAAUAUCUUCCCUUCAAUUUCGUCAAUCCAUUUCUGAUUUACGACUUCAGUCAGUUUAAUAAUCUCAUUUGUUCUUUCUUAUCUCUCUGUUUACGCUCAUCGACUUUGCUCAAGGCUCCAACUCACAGUUUAAUUAUGCCAUUGAUUUGUACUCCUGUUUCUCAACUCAAUUCUUCGAAAAAAGAAUGGAAGUUCGGUAGAGGCAAUGCUAACGUUCAGUUUAGCAAGGAGAGCAACAAACUCAACUCCUACAAACACUCUGGUUUAUCAAACAAAAAGAUUGAGCCACCUGACCAUGAGCAAGGUGUGGUCUUCGGAACCACCAAGACCAAGAAGCAAAACAAACUAAACUCUCUGUUAACAAGUUUGUCCUCAACAAGGAGUUCUCGAGGAUGA